GUCGGGUCAUAAGCUUGACCCGAACUGAUGUUGACCUGAAAAUUUGUCUACCUGACCUGGAUUUUCAGGUUGGGUCAGGUCAGGUCACAGAGCAACAAAUUCGUCCAACUAUAUCAUCAAAGCAACAUAUUCGUAAACUCACUUCUUUACAAAUAAAACCAGGUACUUUUAAACAAAUCAGUCAAAAUAACUAUCAACAGAUUACUCUAUCAUCUUCAAGAACUUUGUUACUAACACUCAAAAGAAAUAACCAACAGGAAGAAAAUAUUUAUCAGAAUAAGGAUACCCAUCAAGAUGAAGAUACUUGUCAGGAAGUUAUAGCAAACAAAUAG
Molecule: messenger RNA, 332 nt
Organism: Funneliformis geosporum
Lineage: Eukaryota; Fungi; Glomeromycota; Glomeromycetes; Glomerales; Glomeraceae
Source: the annotation of a GenBank genome assembly